This is a messenger RNA of Peromyscus maniculatus bairdii (prairie deer mouse), 1389 nucleotides long. RefSeq lists its product as uncharacterized. Gene Ontology annotation, biological process: translational initiation. Gene Ontology annotation, molecular function: translation initiation factor activity. The record is from RefSeq and is a predicted model, not a curated record. NCBI's taxonomy places the organism in Eukaryota, Metazoa, Chordata, Mammalia, Rodentia, Cricetidae.
AUGACUGUUGAUGAUUCGGUAGCUGAAAUCACUCCAAAGGCGGAGACCGAGUACCUGACAUGUGAAAAGGACUCCUACAAAGACUCACCUCACUCUCCAGGGCGAGGCCCCCCAAGCACCCUCACCUUCCCGCACAUGCGCACAAGGCUCACCCGGACUCCAUGCCCCAGCAGGCUUUGCGCCAAACUCACCCGUCCCUCCCCCGCCCCCACGUCCCCUCACCCCAACACUCGGAAUCGCCCGUUCUACCCAACAACUCGCCGCCGCCGCCUCCUCCUCGGCCAGCUGGGAACUACAACUUCCAAGAAGCAUCGCGACAAAAAGCGGCUUCCCAUUGGCCGUCACUGCGAUGACUCUCGUGCGCCGGUGCGUCCGGAGUCAGCCAUCUCUGCCUGCCCAGAAACUACGUUUCUCAAGAUGUGCAGAAGCCAACCUGCUCCCUCUUGGCACCCCGUUGCGAAAGGGGCGCUUCUAAUUUUGGACCACAUCUCCCAUGUUUCGCGUGGUGAAUCUGUGCACCGCGUGCAAGCGGCACCCACGGAGGCCAGAAGAUCCCAGUGGAAAGAAGAAAAAAGAGACUCAGUUCUUGUCACGGAGCCAUGUGAGGACUUAGCUGCCUCCUCCUCUAAUGCCCUUGACUCUCUGUUGCCCCCACCCCAGACUACUCCAGCCCCUGCCUACCUUCAGCAGGCUGUUUCCACUAAAGUUGAGGUAUCGUGGCAUAUGUCUGUUAUCCAGAACCUCCACCUUUUCCAUCCCUUUGCUGGUACAACUAAGGAUGGUGACCUGCCUCCUGCUGCUACCGAGGAGUCUGGAUACCCAUGUGGUAAUUCAUCACAGCAGGAAGACCCUUACCACUGUCCAAGGGAUCAGAUCGCUGGUGGCUGUGCUAAAAAGAAACUCCUGAAGGUGUUUAAGAAGAAAUUCGCCUGCAGUGGUCCUGUGGUUGAACAUCCAGGGAUGAGGAAGCAAUUCAGCUACAUGCUGACCAGCACAAGAACAUACACCAGUUCCUGAAAGAGCCUGUCCCGGCUAAGAACCGUCAGCUAGCUGAAGGCUGGUGGAUUCUGAAGCUUCAGUGAGGCUUUCCUUGCAAUGGCUAAAACUUCCCUUCUGUCCCUUGUCACAAAAACCUACAGCCCAGUUAACUGUUGGGAGUGUCUGCUUUUUUUCAUUUUUUUGAGAUUUAUUUUAUUUUGGAGUAUGAGUGUCUGUACUGUAAACUGAGAGUCUGAAGAGAGUGUUGGACCCCUGGGACUGGAGUAGCCCCCAGAGAGGUGCUCUACCACUGCACCUGCAUGGUAAGCCACCAUGAUGUGGGUACUGGGAACUGAACCCCAGUCCUCUGCAAGAACAGCAGGAUUCUUUUUUGUUGUUGUUGUUGUUGUU